AUAGUUAUGGUGUUGAGAUCACGUCCCCAAUAAUUGAGGUGAACAACGUAAAGAUUGACUUCAAUGGAUUAACAUUCCCGAUGGAAAUUCGAAAAAUAAAAGAGUUCACUCAACGAAACCCUCACAUAAGUUUAAAUGUUUUCGGGUAUGAUGAGGAAUCUGACAAAAUAAUUGGACCGCUUUACUGCGAUGGAGUGGAAAUGAGAAUCCACAUUAAUUUAUUAUUCGUCGACGGACCAACGGCGGGUUUUCAUGGACACUAUGUGUGGAUUAAAAAUAUUUCAUCUCUACUUGCCAAACAACUGGGUAAACAUCGAGUUAAGCGUUGGUUCUGUAAUCAAUGCUUACAAUACUCAACGAGUGAGGAGAGGGCGGCUCAACAUACAUUGAGAUGUAGUCGGGUGGUUACCGAGGGACCAAGGAAGGAUCAGAAGAUUACCUUUAAAAACCAUCACCGUCAGUUGGAGGUUCCGUUCAUCGUGUAUGCAGACUUUGAAUGCAUAUUGGAACCAGUAACAUUAGAUAACUGGAGGUGUCGAUUGUCCUGGGUAAGUGCCUUACCUCGCCGAUCACUACAAUGGUACUUACCUAAAGUGACCCUAUGUAAAUCGAACGUCGAACCACCGAGUCGCUCGAGUUUGCAAUGGCCCUAUGAUAAGUCCUUACCUCGCGAUCACUACAUAGAUUCCAUAACUGAGGACCAGUGA
This is a messenger RNA of Drosophila albomicans, 707 nucleotides long. RefSeq lists its product as uncharacterized. The transcript is spliced from 4 exons. Lineage: Eukaryota; Metazoa; Arthropoda; Insecta; Diptera; Drosophilidae. The coding region runs from base 81 to 707 and encodes 208 amino acids. The record is from RefSeq and is a predicted model, not a curated record.